AUGUCUUACGGAAAUAAUAGAAAUCAGCAACAGCAAUACUACCAACAGCAACAACAACAGCAGCAGGAUAGUAAUGUGUAUGUUACUACAUCCGGUGGUGGAAGAAACGCUCCAAAACAGAUUCAUGUAGCACAUAGACGUUCACAAAGUGAACUUACUAACUUGAUGAUUGAACAAUUUACGUUGCAAAAACAAUUGGAAAUGGUUCAACAACAACAGCAACAAUUGUUAGCACAACAACAACAUCUUGCAAAACAACAACAAGCACAACAACAGGUUGGUGGUUCAGGUCAUUAUUAUUCCAAUUCUAAUUCAAAUACGAAUCAUGGGUUUAUGCCUCCUCCAAGUUAUCCAUCCUAUCAACAACAACAACCUCAGCAACAACAAGGUAAUAGAAGUAGAACUCAUUCAAGAAAUAACUCGGGUUAUUAUCAAAAUACCUAUGAUGUCCUAGCUAAUAAUGAUUCUACCAGUGGUGUCGGUAAUACUAAUACUAAUACUAGUACUAAUAACAAUACGCAUAGAAGAACAGGUUCAUCUUCAUCGGGUGUCUAUGGUCACUCUAGAAGACAUUCCUUAGGAUUGAAUGAGGCUAAAAAAGCUGCUGCAGAAGAACAAGCAAAGAGAGUCGGAGUUAAUGUAGAUAUUAGAAUAGAAGACACGGGUAAGACAAGUAAUGAUGGUUCUUCAUUAUCAUCUCCUUCCUCUUCUGAACAAUCUGCCUUUAAAUUCCCACCAUCUCAACAAAACGCUACAGCUACAGCUGCCACUACAACUGCUAGUAACUUAGCACCUCCAAAUGCCUUUAAAUUUCCUCAAUCAUCAUCAUCAACAACAACAACCGCUACAACUUCAACCGGUAACGAUGACGAUUUCACUCCAAGUACUCAUCGCCGUUCACGUACUAGAAACAGUGAUUAUUCUCCAGGUAUUAAUUCCAAUUGGAGAAAUCAGUCUCAGGGUCCUCCACAACAUCAACAUCAACAAUCCGGUAGUUUCGGACAUUUUAACCAACAACAACAACAAUCUCAACAACAAUCACAACAACAACAAUCACCAUAUCGUCAUAAUAAAUCCUCAUCAAGAGAUUACAAUUCCUUUGGUGCAUUGGAAUCUCCACCAUUUUUCCAAGGGCAUAAACAUCGUUCAUCCAAUUCUUCUGCAUUCAAUAGUUUUUCUUCAAAUAAUGGUAAUCAAAACGGUCGUAAAUCCUUAUUUGCACCUUAUUUACCUCAAGCUAACAUUCCACAAUUGAUUGAAGAAGGGAAAUUAGUAGCAGGUAUCAUAAGAGUUAAUAAGAAAAAUAGAUCUGAUGCUUGGGUAUCUACUGAUGGUUCGUUAGAUGCAGACAUUUAUAUUUGUGGUUCUAAAGAUCGUAAUAGAGCACUUGAAGGUGAUUUAGUAGCUGUUGAACUUUUAGUUGUAGAUGAAGUUUGGGGCUCUAAGAAAGAGAAAGAAGAAAAGAAGAGAAGAAAAGAUGCAUCUAUUCAACAAGAUAUUAUUCCAUUAAGUGGAAAUGACGAUUAUCAUAAUGAUGCUUCUGCUAAUGCAGCUAAUGCCACUGAACUUUCAUCCAAUAUUAAUGAUAAUAAUGUCUCAUCUCCUUCCACGUCUCAUGGUAGUAAUACCACAACUAAUAGUAAUAAUAUCAAUAAUGAUGAUCAUAUUAUUUCUACAAGUGGAAUGAAUUCUUUAUCAAGGGGAUCUGGUGAUUCCGACGGUCAUGCAACUUCUAUAAAGAGAAGAGGAUCUUUGAAACAACGUCCUACCCAAAAGAAAAAUGAUGAUGUAGAAGUUGAAGGCCAAUCUUUAUUAUUGGUUGAAGAAGAAGAAAUCAACGAUAGAUUUAAACCAUUGUAUGCAGGUCAUGUCGUUGCAGUUCUUGAUAGAAUUCCAGGCCAGUUGUUUAGUGGUACAUUGGGUCUAUUAAGACCCUCUCAACAAGCUCAAAAGCGUAACAAUAAAAACAAUAACAACAAUGAUGAUGAAAAGGAUAAAGAAAAAGAGACAGAAAAUAGACCGGUUCAAGCACCAAAGAUCGCUUGGUUUAAGCCAACAGAUAAGAAGGUCCCAUUGAUAGCCAUUCCAACGGAAUUGGCUCCAAAGGAUUUUGUCGAAAAUGCAAGUGCUUACGCCGAUAAACAAUUUGUUGCAUCCAUCAAACGUUGGCCAAUAACUUCUUUGCAUCCAUUUGGUAUCCUUGUAUCUGAACUUGGUGAAAUUAAUGAUCCGAACACUGAUAUUGAUGCCAUUCUAAGAGAUAACAACUUUUUAUCAAACGAAUAUCUUGACUCAAAGGAUCCAACCAAGGAAAGAAAUAUAUUCCAAGCCAACCUCGUGGCUCCUGAAAAUUUGGCUAAACGUGUUAGAUUUGAUGCAGCUAAUGAUUACAAUGUCAUUGCUACCACAUUUAACAAUAAAUAUGCGGAAUUUGCUGUUCAUGUUAAACAUGAUAGAACUCAUAAUAUAAUUGAACUAGGGUGUCAUAUUACAGAUAUCACUGAACAAAUAGAAGCUAACUCAUCUCUUGAUAAACGUGCUAGAAAGAGAUCAACUAGUGUCUUUAUGCCUCAAAAAACUGUGAAUUUAUUACCUGUUGCUGUCAAUGAAUCUUUAACGUUAGCCCCAAAUAAAGAAAACGCAACAAUCUCAGUUGUAUAUGCUUUGGAUGCAGAAACACUAGCCGUGAAAUCAACUUGGUUUGGUGAAUCGAUUGUGGUUCCUUCCGAGAGUAAGACUAUCGAACAAGUUGAAGAUGAAGUUGAUUCUUCUCCCGAAAUCAAUCUAUUACGUAAUAUUGCCACCCAUUUCUAUCGUAUAAGAAUCAAUUCAACAACUGCUUCUUUACAACCAUCUUUGUCAUUAUUUGAAUAUCUAGAUGAUGAAAAAGUUAAUGUUGAUUUAAAUAUAUUACAAAGAAGUCUAGGUUUCUUAAUUAUUAAUGAAAUCCAACGUAAAGUAAACAGUUCCGUUGCAGAGAAACUUUAUUCUAAACUGGGCGAUAAUGCCUUUUUAAGAAGACAAACCCAACCUAUUGCAACAAAACUAUUAUCAUUUAAGAAUAAAGUUAAUAAAUUUGGCCAUAACAUUGAUGUCACUUCAUCUGACACUGUGAUCAAUUCUAUCUUGGAUAUUAAGGAUCCUAACGUUAGACAGGGUGUUGAAGUAUUACUUUUUAAGACAUUUUCUAGAGCCAAAUAUUUUGUUGCAGGUAAAGUUGAUCCAGACCAAUUUGGUCACUACGCUUUAAAUGUACCAAUUUACACUCAUUUCACCAAUCCUUUAAGGAGAUACGCUGAUCAUAUGGUCCACAGACAAUUAAAGGCAAUCAUCAACAAUAUUCCAUACGAAGAAGAUAUUGAAGCAUUGAAGAUUACUGCUGAAUAUUGUAACUUCAAGAAAGAUUGUGCAUUCCAUGCCCAGGAACAAUCUGUUCAUUUGUUAUUAUGUAAGACUAUCAAUGAUAUGGGUAACUCAACUGGUCAAUUACUAACUAUGGCAACCGUUUUACAAGUCUAUGAAUCCUCAUUUGAUGUAUUGAUUCCAGAGUUUGGUAUUGAAAAGAGAGUACAUGGUGAUCAACUUCCAUUGUUUAAAGCCGAAUUCGAUGGUGCUAAUAAAAUUUUAGAAUUAAAUUGGCAACCAGGUAUUGACAGUGCCACUUUCGUUCCAGCUGAUGAAAAGAAUCCUAAAUCAUAUAGAAAUUCUAUUAGAAAUAAGUAUAAAUCUACAACAGCUGAAAUUGCAAACAUAGAAUACGAACAAAGUAAAAAUGGCAACAAUAUGAUUAGCGAUGAUCUAAGCAGUGAAUUAGCUAGGUUACAUCUAGAGGUACCUCAAUUGAAACUAGCCAAACAUGACCAAACCAAGAAGGAUGCAUUAGACUACUUUAUUGAUACCACUACAAGAAGAAAAGAAAAGGAAAAUUGUAUUCAAGAGAUACACGAGUUACAACAAGUUCCUGUACUAUUGAGAGCCGAAGUAGGUAUGGCAUUACCUUGUCUAUCGGUUCGUGCAUUAAACCCUUUCCUGAAAAGAGGUGAGUAA
Maudiozyma saulgeensis is the source of this 4047-nucleotide messenger RNA. The record is from the annotation of a GenBank genome assembly. Lineage: Eukaryota; Fungi; Ascomycota; Saccharomycetes; Saccharomycetales; Saccharomycetaceae.